Messenger RNA from Hevea brasiliensis (rubber tree), 1916 nucleotides. Its product is annotated as zinc finger protein CONSTANS-LIKE 13. The transcript has 4 exons. NCBI's taxonomy places the organism in Eukaryota, Viridiplantae, Streptophyta, Magnoliopsida, Malpighiales, Euphorbiaceae. Bases 229 to 1404 code for a protein of 391 amino acids. Gene Ontology annotation, molecular function: zinc ion binding; protein binding. The record is from RefSeq and is a predicted model, not a curated record.
AUCAACCAAUGUCUUUCAAGAUACUUCCUGUACAACGAUGACCGGUGACAUUUUCUCAUCUUUUUUUUCUCUCUCUCUCUCUCUCUCUCUCGCUCUCUCUGUGAUUGAAAUUGGAAAAGAAUACUUUUCAGCGCGGUAUUGUGCCCUGUUUACGCUCCGUUUUGAGCCUAGCCAACCAACACUUUAACAGAGCUUUUGAGGAUAAGACUUAAAUUAUCGCAGCCAGAAAUGAGUGAUUCUCAUACACCCCCACAUGGCCAGCAAACCAUGAAACCCCAGCAACAGCAACAUAUGCAGAGACGGCUCUGCGAUUACUGUAACGAUACCACUGCUCUCCUCUAUUGCAGAGCUGACUCAGCCAAGCUUUGUAUCUCAUGUGACCGUGAAGUUCACUCCACAAACCAGCUCUUCUGCAAGCAUACUCGCUCUCUUCUAUGUGACGCCUGCGACAAGUCCCCUGCUUCUAUCUUUUGUGAAACUGAGCACUACGUUUUCUGCCAAAACUGUGACUGGGAAAGGCACCGUCUUUCAUCGUCCGUGCACAAUCGGAGGCCUAUUGAGGGGUUUAGUGGGUGUCGUUCAUUGAGUGAGUUGAUCAGUAUUUUAGGCUUUGAAGAUCUUGGUGAUAAGAAACCUCUGUUUUUAAGUGAAGAAAAUAAUGGCUCAGUGGAGUCUAAGCUUGAUGACUCGGGUUUUGGAGAUGGGUAUUCGGAUUUAUUGAUAUGGGAGAGUCCUGCUGUUGUUAGCAUUGACGAUUUGAUAGCUUCUAGUGAUUCGGGUCUAAAUUUUCAGGCCUUAGGGGUUCCUCCUCUUCCCAAGAAUCGUAAUGCUGUUUGUGGGAAACAUAAGGAAGAAAUACUUCGUCAGCUUCGUGAACUAGCAAGGUUGGAACCUGACUCAAUUUGUGAAAACCCAGAAAGUAAGGCUAUUAGUUUGUUCCAGCCAUCAGCUGCUGGACUAAAUGUCCAUGAGCAAGAUAUAUGUACAGGUUUUGAGCCAGAUGCAAAGCCAAUUCCGUUCCCUGUUUAUGAGGAAAAUGUAUUUCACUGGAUUAGUGAUACUGGUGAGGCUGGAAAUCAAGUUUGUGAUCCUUCUCCAUUACUGAGAAGUAAGGAAAGUUCUGUUCUUCCUGACAAGCAGCCCAAUAUUGGUGGAAGUGUGAAUCGUGCCAAUGGAAGGGAAGAAGAGGAACCGCAAUUUCCUCUCUCUACUAGGAUGAUAUCAGUUUUUUCUAAAGUUGGAUCCCAUGAGUUAAACAGCCAGGAGAGGGACUCUGCAAUUUCACGGUACAAGGAAAAGAAGAAAACAAGGAGGUAUGAUAAGCACAUUAGGUAUGAGUCGCGGAAGGCUCGGGCAGAAAGCAGAGUAAGAAUUAAGGGACGGUUUGCAAAGAUGGACGGCUGAAACAAUGGUAAGCAAUCAUUUUUCCUACUACUUUUCUGUUUGUCUGAGUGAGUUGAGAAACUGAGAGAUUGCUGUAUGCAUUGGAUGGGCCCUGUAAUGCCACACAGCAAUAUAAACAUGAUAUUCCCGCCAACCAGUAUCGCUCAGGGCAUGUUUUGUAUUAUAAUUUCUUGGCUGAAGUGUAGUAAUUUGUCAUCUGUUGAAACAGCAGAUGCCGAUGGUGUGUGUAAAUUACGAUCAGAAACAGCACAAGGAGCACUGCUGGACAUUUUGGUAAGGAUGGAUGGCUGGGAUUCUGUAAUGCAGCCAUGAUCUUAGAAUGAUAGAUUGAUAGCUCACAGCUAUUAUGCAAAAUGUGUAUUUUUUUGGCAGUCUUAGUACCUUUAUGAAAUUUACAUUAUGAAAAUUAUAUAUAUGUAGAAGAGGGUUGAAGAAUUUCUGAAUUUGGCAUCAAAAUUUAAGGAGUUUCCAUUUACCACAAAAUUAAAAUGGAAAUCAGCGAAUUUAAUUAA